GCGUUAGGCCGAUAUUACAUUUGUCGUACGACAAACUUUUUAAGUGCAUUGAUUAGAUAAUGAAAAAAAAGAAAUAAUGAAUGAAAAAUAAAGCUAUGACAAUGUAAUUUUUGUUUUAUGCGCAUGUUAUUAGAAUGCAGUAGAAAAUGGAGAAAUUUUAAAAUAGCGGUUUCUAUACAAUUUUUGUUCGAUAUUUCGACCUCGAUAUGUUUUUGCUAGAUUAAUACUUAGCGUAGGUGCGUGUGUGCGUAUUGUUUUGUGUCAAUUUUAAAAAUUAUUAAAAAUGUUCGUGAAAAAGUUACUCGAUAUCGCGAAUUGUCAAAUCCAGGAAAAUAUAACAAACAAUAGAUCGUCUAAUCCAGGAAAAUAUAAGAAGCAAUUGAUCGAAACGGGCAACGAUUAUUUGUUCGGUCUAUGGGGAUUGAUUGUGCAUUUGAUUUUAUUAUGGGGUGUGCUUGAUGUUAAUUUUCAUUCGCCUAUCAUUAAAGAAUUGCCGGUUGUAUCAGUACCGAGUGGAUCACCGGCUAAAAGGGUGUUACUUUUCAUCGCGGAUGGUUUGAGGUUUCAAACAUUCAUAGAUAAGCCACCACCUUUUCUCAGAGAUAUAAUGACCAAUAAAGGAGUUUGGGGAAUAUCUCAUACAAGAGUGCCUACAGAAUCAAGACCAGGGCAUGUCGCAAUUGCAGCAGGAUUGUACGAGGAUCCCAGUGCUAUCUUCAAGGGAUGGCAGGAAAAUCCAGUGGAUUUUGAUUCUGUCUUCAAUCAAAGCUAUGCAACUUGGGCUUGGGGCAGUCCAGAUAUAAUUCCAAUGUUCACAAAAGGUAGCAAACGAAAUGUACAUGGAAGAAGUUAUCCUUCCACAUGGCAGGAUUUUGAUUCAAAUUUAAAUAAUCAGACAAUGCGCUUGGAUUCAUGGGUUUUUAAUGCUUAUUUGGAAUGGUUACAAUCCUCGGUAGCUGAAACAUUGAAAAAUCAGAAUGGAAUCAUCUUGUUUUUUCAUUUACUUGGGUGUGAUACUCUAGGACAUGCUAAAAAACCAUAUUCCAGGGAAUAUAUUGAAAACAUGAACUAUGUUGAUCUGAGAAUUGAAGAAGCUGUGAAUAUGACAGAGAACUUUUUUGGAAAAGGUACCACUGCUUAUGUAUUCACAGCAGAUCAUGGAAUGACAGAUUGGGGAUCUCAUGGAAGUGGUUUGCCGUCCGAGACUGAAACACCAUUAAUUGUUUGGGGAGCAGGAGUAAAAUUAUCUGGCUUUCGUCAAGAUAUUGAACAAGCGAGUAUAGCUCCUCUGAUAGCGUCUUUGAUAAGAAUUCCUGUUCCUGUAAAUAAUGAAGGUGCAUUACCAUGGCGAUACUUUGAUACAAAUUAUCAGGAAUAUGUUGGACAUUUUUUACUCAGCAAUGUAAAACAACUUGCACAUCAAGUAACUGGAAAUCGUGCGAUAAAUGGCGAGACUAGUACUGAUUGGCGAGAAAUGCAAUUAAAUAAUAGAAUUCGUAAAAUCGAAGAAUAUUUUGACGAAGGAAGUAUAAUAGAUGGAAUUCGAGAGAGUGAAGAAGCAAUUAAUUUUGGCAAAAAAGCCUUUUCAUAUUUCAGACAAUAUCAGCGAAUACGAUUUUUGCUAUAUCUGUCGAUAAUGUGGCUUGGCUGGAUAGUUAUAUUAUUCUUGAAAAUAACUGGAACAAAGCGUCGAUGUUUGCGAAUCUCUCUACUAGUAGUUAUAAAUAUCGGAUUUGCAAGUCUACUGAUAAUAAUAUUAAUCGGACAUGCAGUAUCAGAUUGCAACAACUGGAGAUUACCAUGCUACAUAUGCUUUGCCAUAAUAUCUAUAUGGUUUGCCAUUGCUAAAAUAAUUACGUCGACGCCUGUAUUUGCAAAAAGAAACAAAAAGAAACUUUUCAUAGAUAUCGGAGGCACACUGUUGUUAUUAGUAAUACUAUUUGUUGGAUUAACAUAUAGAUUUGCUCUCAGCAUAGGAAUACUCUCUCUCAUAUUGAUACGAAUAGCAAAGUCGGAAAAUGUACCAGUAUUUAUGAUUUGGACGUCGAUAGCAUUAUGUGCAUUUCCUUUAUUGCCAGUCGUGGAACCAUAUCCACGCGUCUAUAUUGUGAUAAUUGGCAUUUUGGUAGCGAUGUCGAUAAUGAUUAUCAAUGAGACAUCGCAGAGUCGGAGAAUAAUGGAAAUUUUACGUUUAAUCGUUACAAGCCUCGUGUACACAGAAUUUCUCGAUGGUAGAUACUGGAUAUUGUGGAUUAUUUUACUGACUACACCAUUGUGCAUUUGGUAUUAUCCAACAGAAACUAAGAGAAGAAUGCUGGGCAUAAUGCUUGGAUUUUUCUGUCCUCUUACAUUAUUGUCUGCGUCUUAUGAGCCACUCUUCUUCAUUAUACUUACAAUCAAUUUACUUUGUUGGUUACAAGCCACUUCAAGGAGCUCAGGAAAUACACAAAAGAUUACAAAAGACUUGAUCAAAGCAGCAUUUUUUAUGUUGUACAUACUAUUGUGUUUCUUCGGCACAGGUAAUAUGGCGAGCAUCAGUUCGUUUGAUCCAUCUUGGACGCGUCACUUUGUUACUGUUUUUUCUCCAUUUUUAAUGACAUCUUUAAUACUUUUCAAACUUAGCAUUCCCUUGAUACUAGUCGGAUGCGCGAGCUAUUCACUAGAAUCAGAAUACAAGAAGCCUGUUUCUUUAGCCAUUCUUUUUUUAGGCGAUUGCAUAUCGCUACCUUUAAUGCAUUGUGUCACGCCGUACGGCAGUUGGCUCGACAUCGGUAGCGCUAUCAGUAAGUUUAUUAUCGCUCUUUCUCUUCCUUGUCUUUUUGUACUGUUGCGAUGUCUUUCAUAUCCACUUAUGGAAUUGGAUUUAAAACGAUUCCGGAUCGAUUUACUACCUCAAAAGAGGCACAUAGUAUAAUUAUAUAUAUAAUUAUAACAAGAGACAUAAUUACAUUAUUACCUUUUGUUGGACCAAAGUUUGAGUGGGUUGUUUUAAUCGUGCAUUUUAAACAUCCACCUGUUUAUAGACGAUUGUUUUGAGAAUAUAUUAUAGAUUGCAAUAUAAAAUUCAAUACAAGAAACCUUGAAGUACGACAGUGCAUUACAUUAAUGAAUUGUGUGUGAAUCAACUAUCCAUAUUUGGUGCCAUGUAUUGUUGCCACUGUUACUAUAAUGAAAUGUAUAAUUAAAAAAUUGAACAAA
Formica exsecta is the source of this 3198-nucleotide messenger RNA. RefSeq names its product GPI ethanolamine phosphate transferase 1 (gene PIG-N). Lineage: Eukaryota; Metazoa; Arthropoda; Insecta; Hymenoptera; Formicidae. Gene Ontology annotation, molecular function: mannose-ethanolamine phosphotransferase activity. Gene Ontology annotation, biological process: GPI anchor biosynthetic process. The transcript is spliced from 8 exons. Gene Ontology annotation, cellular component: endoplasmic reticulum membrane. The coding region runs from base 284 to 2914 and encodes 876 amino acids. The record is from RefSeq and is a predicted model, not a curated record.